UGGGCGGCUCGACUCUCUGCUCCGCCGGGGCUUGUGCAAGUGCCCCCGAGCCGGGCACACGCGCCCCGCGGGCACACUCAGCGACAGCGGGGUUUGCGGCCGGCGGACCCCGGCGGCGAAGCAGGGCGGGCGGGGCGGUUUUCAUGUGUUGGCCCCUGGUUUAGUGGAGUCACACCCGGGGCUUUUCUGUUUGUAGUUCUGGUUUUUGGUCGGGGCGGCGAGGGGCUGAGGGACUGAAAGAUGGAGACUGUCAGUCGAAGCAGCUUCCAGCCGCAUCCCGGGCUGCAGAAGACCUUGGAACAGUUUCAUCUGAGCUCCAUGAGCUCCCUGGGUGGCCCGGCCGCCUUCUCCGCCCGCUGGGCGCAGGAGAUGUACAAGAAGGACAAUGGCAAAGACCCGGCGGAGCCCGUCCUCCACCUGCCCCCCAUCCAGCCCCCGCCGGUGAUGCCGGGCCCCUUCUUCAUGCCCUCGGACAGGUCCACGGAGCGCUGCGAGACCAUCCUGGAAGGGGAGACCAUCUCCUGCUUCGUGGUGGGUGGCGAGAAGCGGCUCUGUCUGCCCCAGAUCCUGAACUCCGUGCUCAGGGACUUCUCCCUGCAGCAGAUCAACUCGGUGUGCGACGAGCUGCACAUCUACUGCUCCAGGUGCACGGCCGACCAGCUGGAGAUCCUGAAAGUCAUGGGCAUCCUGCCCUUCUCGGCCCCUUCCUGCGGGCUCAUCACCAAGACUGACGCCGAGAGGCUCUGCAAUGCCUUGCUCUACGGGGGCACCUACCCGCCCCACUGCAAGAAGGAGUUCUCCAGCACCAUCGAGCUGGAGCUCACCGAGAAGAGCUUCAAGGUGUACCACGAGUGCUUUGGGAAGUGCAAGGGACUCCUCGUGCCAGAGCUGUACAGCAACCCCAGCGCUGCCUGCAUCCAGUGCUUGGACUGCAGGCUCAUGUACCCGCCUCACAAAUUUGUGGUCCACUCGCAUAAAUCCCUGGAGAACAGGACUUGCCACUGGGGCUUUGACUCGGCUAACUGGAGGUCCUAUAUCCUCCUCAGCCAGGAUUACACCGGGAAAGAGGAGAAAGCAAGACUGGGCCAGUUCUUGGAUGAAAUGAAAGAGAAAUUUGACUACAGCAACAAAUACAAGAGAAAAGCACCCAGGAUCCCUUCGGAUCCUCCUGCUUCCAAAAAGCCCAAAAUUGAUGACUCUGCUUCCCAGUCUCCAACUUCUGCCGAGAAGGAAAAGCAAUCCAGUUGGUUACGGUCCUUGUCUAGUUCAUCCAAUAAGAGUAUUGGUUGUGUCCAUCCCCGUCAGCGCCUCUCUGCUUUCCGGCCUUGGUCCCCUGCUGUUUCAGCAAACGAGAAAGAGCUCUCGACACAUCUUCCCAUACUGAUCCGAGACGGUUUUUACUCCUACAAAAGUUUCGAGAAUGCUGUGGCCCCCAACGUGGCUCUUGCGCCUCCUGCUCAGCAGAAGAUUGUAAGCAAUUCCCCAUGUGCCACAGUGGUGUCACGGAGCAGUGAGCCAAUGAGCAGCCCGGUCCAGCCACGGAAAAGGAAGCUGACUGCAGACAACCCAGCAGUCCCGGACACAGUGAGCACCGUCACUGCUACCGAAGAGGACAAAGAGUCAGAAGCAGAGAUUGAAGUAGAAACCCGGGAGGAAUGUAAGUUCACCUCUUCCCUGUCCUCGCUCUCCUCCCCAUCCUUUACUUCGUCCAGCUCUGCGAAGGACAUGAGCUCACCUGGCAUGCAAACCACGGCCACUGUCAGCAACUCCUUUGAGGUUGCCACACAUGCUGAGUCUCACAGCAGCGGGUUGGAAGCUGAACUGGAGCAUCUAAGACAGGCCCUGGACAGUGGCCUGGAUACUAAAGAAGCCAAAGAGAAAUUCCUCCAUGAAGUGGUUAAAAUGAGAGUGAAGCAGGAGGAGAAGCUAAAUGCUGCCUUGCAGGCUAAACGAAGCCUGCACCAGGAGCUGGAGUUCCUGCGCGUGGCUAAGAAGGAGAAGCUGAGAGAGGCAACCGAGGCAAAGCGCAACUUGAGGAAAGAGAUCGAACGUCUUAGAGCUGAGAAUGAGAAGAAAAUGAAAGAAGCCAAUGAGUCACGGAUACGACUAAAGCGGGAACUGGAGCAAGCCAGGCAGAUCCGGGUGUGUGACAAAGGAUGUGAAGCAGGCAGGCUGCGGGCCAAGUACUCUGCCCAGAUUGAGGACCUACAGGUUAAGCUUCAGCAUGCCGAGGCCGACAGGGAACAGCUCCGAGCUGACCUGCUGCAUGAGAGGGAGGCUCGGGAACACUUGGAAAAAGUGGUCAAGGAACUUCAGGAACAACUGUGGCCUAAAUCAAGCAAUCAUCCCAGCAGUGAGAACACAGCAAACGACAUUGAGAACUAAACAUCUAAUCCAUAAACAGAAUGACAUAUAUGCACAGUAAGGGAGGAUGUGUGGGGAGUGUGUGCACGUGCAUGUGUGAGGGGGUGUGUGUUGCUCUGCACACAUCUAUAAAUAUGGACUUUAUAAUUAGUUGGAGGGCAAAUGUUACUCUUUACAACAGAAGCACUGACUUACGCCUCUUUUUUCAAUCCAUAUAGCACAACAUCUUACUGUGCCUAUACCACACAGAGUGUUUAUAAACUAAAUACUUUUGAGUCCACUGCAAAUUUUCUACUGGCAAACUUCAAGCAAGCAGCAUCGUCCAACUCAAACCAGAGUAGAAGGCAAGCAACCAUGGCAGUGCUGUGACGUUGUUCUUGUGCUUGCUGGAACACUUUGGAAUGUCAAACAAAAACAAAAAACCCAACAAACUUUUUGUUAUAAGCUAUUUAAAAUUAUUACAUUAUACAGACUUGGUAUUAAAACAAUUAACGAGAUUUUUUUUAUAAACGAACCUUUAAAAGCAAAACAAAAUAAUUAAAAAAAACCACAAACCCUUGAUGCACAAUUUUUAAAUGACUUGUUACAGGCUUUGGGAUUCUUAUUGUAGAAGCCUUCUGGUGAUGUUGCCAUUUCAUCAGCAAUUUUCAACCCCUUAGGAAGCCAUCACAGUUUUAACACUGUCAUGUGGUUUUAUGAGAAUUUCAGAGUGCUUUUCAAAGUUGAUUUUUUUUCUUAGUAUGAACGAUCCUCGUUUUCCUCUACUAACCCCAGGAAGGAUGGAGGGGAGUGCAUGUGUGGGCAGAGUGUAUGCUAGAGAGAGAUAAAUCCAGCCUUAUUGACUUCAGUGUUUGUAAAUCACGCCAUAAUUUUUAAAGAUAUCUGUCAUUAACUGAUGUGUUCAAAAGACUCACUUCAUCCAAGAGCACUUCAGUUUUAGGAAAAGAAUGGAAGAAGAAAGAAAGUGAAUGAACUUAAGUUGGUUGAAAGAUAAGCAAAAAAAAAAAAAAAAGACUUGCAUUUUGAAGUCAUUCUGAAAUCUUUACUUCAGUUUUCCAGAGAACUCAUCUUUGUUACAUAAUCUUUUCAUAAAUUCAGUAUUGAUUUACCUACUCGGCAUCGUCUGUCAGGAUUACUGUGCCCGAGGACAGUGCAACACCAGAUACUACAGAAAACUAAGAAUGACACUUUUGCUGCUGUGAAUAAGGCUACAUCUUUUAUUUUUUUUAAAUAAUAGAAAUUACUUUAAUUUUGGGAUCCAAGCCGCAGCCCUGGAAUAAAAAUGCAGCAUUACAUCACUUUGUCUUUUUUUAUUAUUAUUAUUUUUUUAAAAGAACUGCACUUUGUCAAAAUCUUCCUCUGCAUUUUAUUCCACAGUUGUAAAGUUUACAGGUUGAUUAUUCUAGGUUGAACCGUGCUUUAAAGACUUCAAAACAUCCGCCCGAUUCUCCACAGCUUAGCACCUCGUGUCAUCAUUCACCCAGGCAAAGUGAAUGCAGACCAGGGAUCGAGCUACCAAAUCAGGAUUUUCCAUAUACUUAUGCUAGUAGCAGUAUUUUAUACUCGCUUUGCAUGGUUGUACAUAUCGACAAAGUGGAAGGAUGUGGAGAUUUGGGCUUUCCCCAUGGGUUUGUUGUGUACACACAUAUACGUACAGUGCUUUACUGAACAAGGGAAAUCGCUUAAUAAAAAACAAACACAUAUCUCAAUGUGCACCCAAGUUUAAAGGCAUAAGGUAAAAAUUGGACCUGGGGCUGCUGAUGUGCCUUCCAGCUAAUUUUUCCUUUCAGCAUCUUGUAAAGGAAAUGUUGACUUUUUUUUCCAACUUUAAACAACAAAAAAAGUAACCUGUGCAUCAUUAUAAACAGAAGUUAUUCUCAGUGAAGCACAUUCCUAGUAAUCUUUAUUUUCUUUUUGGACAUUUAUGCAAACUGUGUAAGCUUGAAAAUUAUUUCCCAGUAGACAAAAAGCGGCUGCCAAUCCUAAAAUUAUAGUAUUUACUUACAGUGCAUUAGAGAGAAAUAAAAGAUUUUUUAUUUUUUUUUUAAACAAGAGCUGUUUGCUUGAAUCCAUUAUAAUAACCAUUGUAACUGUGAGCAUUAAUGGGAAGUAAAGUUCAUAUAUGUUUUAGGUACAAAGAAAGAAGGUAUAUGAAAGGAAUCAAAUUAUGGGGACAAUGCAGAACUGUGGGGAGCAAACAAAUUGUUAUACCAAGUAAAUUACGUGAAAUUAAAAUUGUCUCUUUAAACAGGGGAUUUUGCCCUUGUGUGUUUGGGAUGGUGGAGAUUGAAUUAAGGUGGAAAUCUCCUCUUCUAAAGUGCAAUGCAAAAGGAACAUUGUUUAUGCAGGGGUAUUUUUUAUGUGGGUUUUUUUGUUUUUGUUUUUUUGUGUUUUUUUUUUUUUGCUUCUUUGUAUUUUUUCUGCAAUUAUUAAAAAAAAUCAUAUGCAUGGAAUUAAAAUCUCUGCCAUAUGUAUAUUCAUUAAUGGGCAUUAUUACUGUCUUAUGUAAAGGGUUUGUUAUGCAAUAUGCAUAAAACUGUUCUCAGCCUUAUGAUUUCCACAUCUGUAUUUUUCAGUUAUUUCUUCAAGGGAAACUAAAUAAUUUAGCUUUAGCUGAGUGUUGCAUAUUUUAGAAGGUCUCUCACAUGCUGUGCUCUAUUGCCAUGUCAAGAAAUUACACAUAGAACGAACCUGUUGUUUUUCACCAUGCUGGCUUCUUUGAAGCAGAAUGUUUUUAUUGUUUUGUCUAACCUUUGAAUGUCUCUUUCCUUAUGACCUAACAAAAAUUUGCAGUGUGUUGAAGCCUCUACCUGUCUCAGCCAGGAAAAAACAACCUUCUUACCUGCAGCACCUCAUAUAUUUCAUCCUUGUAAUUAUGCAGCAUGUAUAUUUAUUCACUCGCAUAACUUCUCCUGUCUGUAUGAAGUCUUUUUCCUCAAAAAUGAACGAACUCUGCAUAUUUUUCAGGGAAGGAAAAAAUAAGAUCGUAAAUAGCUUUAUCAAAAAACACCAAGGAAGAAAAUUCUCCGUAUUCAAACGGCAUGCUAUUAGGUUUUAAAAUUUUUGAUUUUUCACAUGAUAUGUUACAAUAAAUCUGUUGAGUGUAAUCGCUUUACUGUGUUUCAAAUUAACAUCAAGCACUAAGUAGGAUUAUUUUAAAUUGGAGGAAACAACCUAUUAGAAAAUCACUCUAAGUUAAGGUUUUAAACCCAUGCAGGGAAAUAAAAUUAAGAACCCCACCCCCAGUAGUGCAAGAAGACUGUGGGAACAAACUAACUACACCAGCAACUCAUUAAUAGGAGAGUUCUGUAAAAUGGGAUUUUUUAUUUUUUGUCUUUCCAAAAUACAUUUUGCAAUGAGCAAAUAGUAGAAUUUUGGCAUCUCUGAAGAGCAUGUCCUUUUCUUUUUAACUCAAAACUUCUGUGCAGGGAUUAUAAAUCUAUGUAUUGGGGAAAGGGGAUAUCUGGGUAUUUUCAACAUCACACAGGCACUUGAUUCUAGAAAACAUCUGUUGAUAAUGGUGGUAACACUUGUGAGAGAAACUUUUGUGAUGGUUGUUCGCAGUGAGGGAGUUCUGUGUGUAAUUUCUGCGUAUGCAACAUUGCACUGAAGUAAAUCCCUCAUAGAUGGGAUUGCUCUUACUUUGACCACAGCUGCAUUCCAUGUGCACCCAAGUCAGUAGGGGGCCUAGGAAUUGUAAGACUGCAUCCCCUCCCUUUGUAUUUGCCAUUUAGUUUCCUUUAAGAAGUUAAAAGGGAGAAGAGGUGUUUUAUACAGGCUAUUGACUCUCCCUAUACUUAAAAAUAUAUUACCUAGAUAAUUGUAUAUUCAGUUUAAUUACUCACUGUUUCUAUACUGAAAGAAGACUUAACGAAGGGAAAAAAAAAACCAACAGCAAUAACAUUCAUAUCUAUGGAGCAGCUAACUAGUAUACAUAAUACUCUGCUUUUCAAACAGAACUAGCCAAUGUAAAAAAAUAAAGAAGUAAAUUCAACAUGUAAAUACUUUUUUUUUUUUCUCUCAUUUUACACUGUUGUAUUAUAAGUGUAUAUGGUGUUUACUUUUUCAAAACUCUUUCUUACCUGGUAGUUGUCUUGUUUUAUGAGUUGUGUUUUUAAACUAAGAAGAACUUUUGCUGUUAAGGAAAAACAAAACAAAAAAAACAAACAAAAACUUUUGCAAGUUUUCAAUGUGGGUUAACUUUUUGACAUCAUUUGCAUUUUAUUUGUCCUUAUUUUCAUUGUAAAGUAUUUUAUUAUUACAAAAAAUGAUUUCCCCCUGUCAGUUCGUGUGUUUUAGAGGGAGGUUUUGUUUUUUGAGGUGUUUUUUUGUUUUUUAAAAGCAAAAGAAUUCACAGAAAUUACUUUUUUUUUUUUUUUUUCAAUUGAGGAAAAAAAAAUCUAUACAUUUAUAAUAGCCAAUAGCAUUUCAGCACAUUUUGUUAUCCUGGUCUCUCCUAUGCUGCUGCUAAUGACAAUAUUAUGACUUACUCUACUAUUCUAGAACUAUUUUUAUGUAAUUAAUGUAUGCUUUCUUGUUUAUAAAUGCCUGAUUUAAAAAAAAAUAAGAAAAAAGCUUGGCAUAUUUAUCUAUUGCGCUGUGUACCUUGAUAGUCCUUUUACAUCCCCUUUUCCACCUCCCCUCCCCUGAAACAGAUAAUAUUGUAAAAUAAAGGACUUUAUGAGAUUAUGUAUGAAAAUAGCUAUGCUUAUAUACCACAGUGACUGAAUGUACAGUGUAUAGACGCAUUACCUAAAAUAAAAUUGUUUGUCCAGAAAACAA
This is a messenger RNA of Malaclemys terrapin pileata, 7146 nucleotides long. RefSeq names its product SKI proto-oncogene (gene SKI). Gene Ontology annotation, cellular component: nucleus. The record is from RefSeq and is a predicted model, not a curated record. Gene Ontology annotation, biological process: negative regulation of BMP signaling pathway. Gene Ontology annotation, molecular function: DNA-binding transcription factor activity, RNA polymerase II-specific; RNA polymerase II cis-regulatory region sequence-specific DNA binding; SMAD binding. NCBI's taxonomy places the organism in Eukaryota, Metazoa, Chordata, Testudines, Emydidae. The transcript has 7 exons. Bases 241 to 2385 code for a protein of 714 amino acids.